Xiphophorus hellerii (green swordtail) is the source of this 4571-nucleotide messenger RNA. RefSeq names its product VGF nerve growth factor inducible (gene vgf). The coding region runs from base 293 to 2446 and encodes 717 amino acids. The transcript is spliced from 2 exons. NCBI's taxonomy places the organism in Eukaryota, Metazoa, Chordata, Actinopteri, Cyprinodontiformes, Poeciliidae. The record is from RefSeq and is a predicted model, not a curated record. Gene Ontology annotation, molecular function: neuropeptide hormone activity.
CUGGAAGGCGGAGAGAUCCUGAGAUCCACAGCCCCGCUGUCCAUAGUUCUGAAAACAGGCAUUCCAGGAGAGGAACCCCGACAGGACACGUCGACAAAAACCAACUCCAACAUCUGACUGCGACUCAGAAAUAUCAGCGACAUCUGGAGCGGGUUGUGCGCGUGACCGCGGGGUUUUCUGCACCUGACGUGACGAGAAAACGGGACCUGGAAUCCCCGAAGCCCCCCUCCCUUCACUGGCAAGUGUUCUUGGUCACUCUCUGCACCCAGUUCAGGACCUGUUGUAUCAGACCAUGGCAAGAAACUGCCAUGCCUCGUGUGUCCUCACCAUCAUGGUCCUCUUCACAUCUUUAUCCUUCCUUCAUCUCUCCACACCCAACCCAGUUUCUACGUUUGGAGAUUAUGACGACUCACCCAGAGAGGUUCUUCCCAGGCUUCCAGUUUAUGAAAACACCGAACGAACGCAGGAGAGACGGAAAAGAGCCUUGAGAGACCAAACUGAGCAAGAAGAGGAGCUCUUUAAAGAUGUAGAUCCCAAAAGACUAGCUGCUGUGUUACUGGAGGCUCUGAAUCACACACACAUGGAAAGAGAGAGGGAUGAAGAGAACUAUAACAGCAUGGAAGAAGAGACACAGACGGAGAGAGACGAGAUUCAAAAAGAAGAACCACACGGUGAGAGAGUGUCAAGAAACAGAGAAAGAGACGGGCAGAAAGAGCUGGAGCGGUUUAUUGCGUCACACGGCAAAGAACAGGAACGGGAGGAGGACGAGGAGAAGAAGAAAGCUCUGGAAGAGGAGGAGAAGAUAACUGAGAAGGUGACAAGCCACACCACAAGUCAGACGGUCCAAAUUCAAACAAAGCAGCAGCCAAAUGGAUCAGACGGAACAGCAGAGAGCGGUGCUGCUAACCAGCAGGGAUCAUCCAACCCCGAGCAAAGCAGCUACGAAGAGGAGGAGCAGCUCAAUCCUGAGGAGCUGAAGAGUCUGGAGACCGUGAUGAAGGAGUUUCCACGUCUUAACAGUAAAAGAGAUGGUGCUUUGGAGGAGCAGCAGAGAAACACUAGAGGUUACAGCAGCUACAACGACAUCAUUCCGAUAAAUAAGGGCAGUGACCUCGCCAUGACCAAGAAAAAAUUAAAAUGGCAGGAAGAAACACAGAAAGCAGUGUACUUCCCAACAUUUACCCGAGGCAAUUCUGUAGAGGAAUCAGAGGACGGCAACUAUAUUAGCAAAGCAACCCAGCCCCCGACUCCAACUGAACAGAAAGGGGUGCAAGACGAUUACACAGACGAGGAAGAGGAGGAGGAAUUGCUCAGCCCAGAGGAGGAGGAAGCCCGAGCCAAAGUGGAGCAGGAGGAGAUGAUGAGGCAGGCAGCAGAGGCACAAAAAGCCAAAAUGGAAGAGGAAAAGCUGGCUGACAUCGCCUCAGACAUGUUGCUGAGCUACAUGGGUAAACAAAAUAAAGGUGACAAGAAGCACAGCUUGUCUAUGUCAAAUGCGGCAGAGGAUAAGAGAUCGGAUGAGGAAGUGACAGAGGAGGACGACCUUGACCCUCAGACCAUUGACAAGUUGAUCGAGAUUUCCAGUAAAUUGCACCUCCCCGCUGAUGACGUCGUGGACAUAAUCACUGAUGUUGAGAAGAAGAAGAAGAAAGAUGUGCCACCUGAGAUGGCAUCUGUUCGGCAGCAUACCUCAGCGCCACUGUCUCCUUCUUUUCAUUCCGGUUGGCAAGUUUCGUCAAAUCAAAACAGCUUUCCGGUCUCGAAGCAACCGUCUCCAGCUGUAAAUAUCCUAAAAACCUGGUUUCAAGACCAAAACACGCCAAAAUCAGACGUUUCCCAAAAGAAACUUCCUAAACCUUUGCUACCAUAUAAUUUUUCACCCAAACCUGAAAAGCCCUUUCCGGUGAAACAGGAGCGCUGGUUCAAGUUACCGAAGUCUGUCUGGACUGGCUACUCCUUGUAUCCCUACUCCUACUCCACCUACCACCAAAGGAAACCCAUCGUGGGUUACUAUCCUUUCUACUUUCCUCCCAUGCCAAGACCUAAAUCCCAUUACUACCGGCCUAAACCUCCUCUAACACACAACAAUUACUUUGGUAAUUCUGUGGAAGAUCCGUACAUUUUCCCUCCAAGAAGGCGCUAUCAAAGCUGGGUCCAACCUCAGCUGAGAAAAUCACCUGCCGCCCUUCAGCCUAAGUCUUUCUACUCCAGCUACUACCCACGUCCUUACUCCCAGCCAUUUCAGCAAAUACCUCCAUCCCAAGCCAAUUCCCCUCCUCAGACAGCUGCUCAACGUAAGCAGUUUCUGAUCUCCGCUCUGGAACCCACAGCAUCAAAAAACAAAGACUAUCAUAAGGGUGCAAAACAGCCAGACAGCAGUAUCCACGACGAUGUGGAGAAAUACAUCCAGCAGAUUCUCAUGAACAGAGCACAGAGGCUGGACUGAAAUGGAAGUAAAUAAACAUUAAUGCAAGAUUCCGACAUCUUAAAGAUGAAUCAGCAGAAAGCUAUAUUUCUUUGAGAUGUUUUUGCAUUAUGUUUUUUCUAAAGGGGCAGUAUUAUGUAAAAUCAACAUUUUUGGCUUUGUUAUAAUGUUAUUUCCUCAUCAUAACCAUACCUGGAGUGUUUCUUUGUUUUUUUUAUGCAUGUUUGAGAAAUCCUUGAAUCUCCCGUGGCAACCAUUCUGGUUUGUAAAAUGUUUAGGGAACCGAGUGCCAUUUCCACACACAGCUAAUCCUCAGAGCAGGUUCCAAGCCGAGCUUCUGCUCCUUCAAACUAGCAGCAGCAGCAAUUAGCAAGCACCUGGUGGAACUGUGCAUCUCCUGAGCUCAUUAUAUGAACCGUUUCUCAGCCCAGUGCUGUGAUGAACGUUUGUAAGGGCUUAAUAGUGAAGCGUAGUUGUUAUGAUUUCCUGGGAGUCAGAAAGAGCACACAUUUCUUAAAGUGACAGAGGCUCAAUUUCAAAGAGCUAAAUUGCAAAAUCAAAUUUCUUUUAAGCCAUGUUUGAUUUAUAUGUAGAUUUUUUUUAACAACUGAAGGUAAUAGUUACUUGAUUGUGCAUCAAAAUGUGUCUGGAAAACAUAUAAUACUGCCCCUUAACAUUUGUUCCAAGUUUUGUCUUUCUGUUAGAAUUGGUUGAGAUGUGAACACGGCCAUGUUCUGAAUCCCAAUGUAAAGACGUUGGAUGGAGCCGAGAGGACCAUGAUGAAUCUAGUCUGUUGGUCCAGCCACUCUUAAAUUCCAGCAUGAAAACUUUCUUAAUAUUGACAUUCCUGCAUUAGAAAAUUGGGGUAAAAAUGAAGGGGAUGAACCAUGUGAUCUUGAGGCCCAUUUGACAAAGUUAAUUAAACUGUUCACAUAAGUAUGUGGCUCCAAAUGGAUGAAGCUGGGCACAGUUUCUAAUAUCUGCCACCACUGUCACUAUUGUGGUUGUGUAGUUGCCUCCACAUUUUAACUUGUUGUGGAGGCUUCGUCUGCAUGGCAGAUUAGGAGCUCUGAUCUCCCAAUUUGAAGAUUUUCUUCUUUUUUUUUCAUAACAGUGAAUGAAAAUACUACACUCUUCACCCUAUCGCUGCAUUUGUCAAGGUUUUACAUUGGAAAAAUAUAGUUUCACAUGAACCCCAGACUCAUUGUAUGCAGAUUACAAGAUGUGGCCAAGCCUUUAAACUUCUAGUAGUCAAAAAUAACAAAAGAUAAAACUUUUAAUAUAAAAUCCCCGUCAAACAAAUCUACCCCAUGGUGCCCUUCACAACAGUAAUGUGACGCAACUAUAUUUUCUGUGAGUUGAUAGCUAAGUGGAAAGGAGCACAAAAACACUCUUUCUAGUUCUGUGUCAGUUUAUUGACGUGUGUGUGUCCUGCUGCCCAUAAAAUCUCACCAGAAAAAACAAACUUAUUGGUCAACUCAGAGCAGUGGUGGUUUCUGAUAUGGGCGACACAUGUAACCGACCAUUGCGGCAUCUUGUGUCAACAACUUGGUGAAGGGGGCUGGCGCCGAAAAGGUGGUGCCGUCCAAGGCGCCAAAGAGGGUAGGACCGCCUCUGACUCACAGACAGCAAGAUCCUGAAAUAAAGGCAAAGUCGUAGUUUCCCCUCUGGUGUUACUUCACAGCUGACACAAGAUGUCUGCUGUGAAGACACGGUCGCUUUGUUUUUCUCCAGAUGUGGGAACAUACAUCUUUGUUUUUCUUGUCCAAAUAUGUUAACCUUUGUUUGUUUCAGAUGCUUUACGAUUAUUUUGAAUGUUCAGAUGCUGCUCUAAAACCUAAGCAGUGCUGUAUUAUGUUUUUAAAGAGAGAAUAUUUAAUCCUAUUCAUUUUAAAUAAGAUUUUAAACAAAUUCCAGUUUAGUAGGCACGUUUGGCUCAAUUAGGAGUAAGUUUGACUCCAAACUUAUUGAGAUUUAAGAUAUUCCAUCAAAAACUGGGCAGAGUUUUUAAAAAAAGAAUCUAAAAUAUCUUGAUUUUUGAGAUAGAUAUUAAAUAGAUAUUGUUUUGUCUCCUUAACAACAAACUUGAAAAGCACACUUUCAUGAAAAAUUCUUAUUAAUAAAAUAUCGUACAACAUUGUAGAGU